AUGACUGAACAUAGUUUUCAGGAUAAAAUUGCUUUAAAAAGUCUUGAACAAUUUAGAUUACUUUCUAAAAAUGGUAAGCCAAAAGAAACUGAAUGGACAAUAUUGUCCUGCAUUCUUGUGGAAAUUAAUGAACACCUGGAAGUAGUUGCGUUGGGUACGGGUUCGAAAUGCAUUGGUCAAAACAACUUAUCUCCAAAUGGGGAUAUUCUUAAUGAUUCUCAUGCGGAGAUUAUUUGUAGACGGUCUUUUUUACUAUACUUGUAUGAGCAAAUUAAUUUAUCUUAUGACAACAAUAGUUCCAUUUUUGUAUUCGAAAAAGAUAACAAAAACCUAACUCUCAACAAUAAUGUCAGGUUUCACUUUUUCACAACACAUGUGCCAUGUGGUGACGCUGCAAUUUUUCCCAAACAAAAUAAUGAUAAUUUCGGUGAAAUAAUUGAAGAUUUUGCUUCUACGGAGGAAGCGGAUGAUAACGCCGAACAACCAGCCAAGAAGCGCAAACUUGAUAUUUAUAGAACUGGAGCUAAAUGUCUGGAAGGUGAUCAACAAGAUCCGAAAUUAGAAGGAUGUGGUUAUCAUAUUUUGGGAGCUGUACGGAGGAAACCAGGACGAGGUGAUCCAACCUUAUCAGUUUCUUGUAGCGAUAAAAUCUCUAAAUGGUGCCAUUUAGGUAUUCAAGGGUCUUUGUUAUACUUAUUGAUAAAUAAGCCAAUAUAUUUAAGUAGUUUUACCAUAAUUGGAAACACACCAUUUAGUAAUAAAGCAUUAGAAAGGGCACUCUAUAAUAGACUAGAACAUUUUUCAAUGGAUUCUCCGUUCUCACAACAUAAAUUGUUAAUUGGACAAUCAACAUUAAAUUUUGAAUAUGUUAAAACAGAAACAAAAUAUCCAAGUUCCACUAGCAUAUCAUGGAUAAAAGUUAAUAAAACGCAUUUAUUAGAAGUGGCAGUCCAGGGAAAAAGGCAAGGUGUAACAAAAAAAAAUAAAAACACGGCAGCAGCUAGAAUGUCAAUUUGCAAAUUAAAUUUGUUUAAAAAAUUUAUUAAUACAGUUAAUAAAUUGCAAAUAACACUAAACUUUGAUGAUAUGGAUAAAUUAAAGUAUAAAACAGCAAAAACGUUGUCUAAAGAAUAUACACAAGCUACUUGUACUUUUAAAAAUGCUGUAAGAGUUUGGACUAAAAAACCAGAGAAUUUAUCAGAUUUUUCUUAUGAUCUGUAACAUCUGUAGUUAUAAAAAUGUUACUAAACUACUGUAAAUUUUAUACAAUUGUUAGUUUUAAAUAUUUUAAUGUUGUAUUGCUAGGAACCAACAACAAUCAGAUACACAACAGUAACACAUGUAAAUAGAUAUAGUUUCAGUCUAGUUUUAUAUUAAUGUUGAAAAUCAAAUGUGAUUACUAUAUCAACAGUUUAUAAAACUGUUAAUAAAAAUAUUGUAAUAUAAAUAAAAAA
This is a messenger RNA of Aethina tumida (small hive beetle), 1454 nucleotides long. RefSeq names its product tRNA-specific adenosine deaminase 1 (gene Adat1). The transcript is spliced from 3 exons. NCBI's taxonomy places the organism in Eukaryota, Metazoa, Arthropoda, Insecta, Coleoptera, Nitidulidae. The record is from RefSeq and is a predicted model, not a curated record. The coding region runs from base 1 to 1221 and encodes 406 amino acids. Gene Ontology annotation, biological process: RNA processing. Gene Ontology annotation, molecular function: RNA binding; adenosine deaminase activity.